Messenger RNA from Amblyraja radiata (thorny skate), 1411 nucleotides. RefSeq lists its product as uncharacterized. The transcript has 6 exons. NCBI's taxonomy places the organism in Eukaryota, Metazoa, Chordata, Chondrichthyes, Rajiformes, Rajidae. The coding region runs from base 167 to 1411 and encodes 414 amino acids. The record is from RefSeq and is a predicted model, not a curated record.
UGCGUUUAUGCAACUUGCAAACUCUCUUCAGAACCAGACCUUCAGCGAAGGAAUCUUCAGAAGAACGAGCAGUUGCACACGAGAGUGUGUCUGACAUACUUGUCUACCCGAGCAUCGAUGCAACGACUGGUCCUGGAGUUUCCACUCGUAGGAUGCCAGGGGUACAAUGAGGUUCCUGAGAACACCAGUGGCCAGAGUUGGUGUUGUUCUUUACAUGUGUCUAACUGCAGUGAAAAGCAAGACCGUGGCUGUGUCCCAGACACCAGCAGAGAUGGAGGUGCUGGUGGGGGAUGUGGCUCGGAUAAACUGUUCCUACAGCAGUGGAGACGGAGAUCAGAUGAGGAUUGAGUGGACGAGGAACUCCAGUGCACGGCCAUUGUGUUAUCGUAUGGAAAAUAAACACAGCUCCGGUUCGCGACAGUUCUGUACGAGUGGUUUUAAUGUUACUCUGGACCUCUCCGCCAACUCCUCAUCUUUAAUCAUCUAUAAUGUUCGCCUGAAUGACUCUGGCGUAUACUUUUGUCAAUUGUCUGUUGAAAUACCUCCCCCAACGUUGACAGCAAAAGGAGAAGGUACAAGGCUGACAGUGAACGCUCGUCCGCGGGUCUGGGUGAGAGCGGAGCCCGUGUCCACCCCCACCCGGGGGGUCCGGCUCACCUGCACGUCGCUGGACUUCUACCCCGGCCCCAUCCAGGUGUCCUGGUUCGCAGACGGACACCAGCUCACCAACGGGACGGAGACCGGGCCCCUCUCCCCCAACCCUGACGGCUCCUUCUCCAUCUCCAGCUACCUGAACCUCACCCUCACCGCCUGGGACCAGGGUGGGGACUACACCUGCCAGGUGAACCACUCCACGCUCCACAAACCCAUCACUGAACGAGCACACGCCAGCAGCGCAGAAAAAGGUCCAAAGCCCAAAGUUGGGUCCACGUGCUGGAUGUACUGGAGCACCCCCGAUCCAAGUGAGCAUCAGGCUGCUGCAGAGCCUCUGUCACCCUCGAUCAGCUUGGCCCUGGUACCGACGUCUCUCUCAUCGCCCGAUCACCUCUGUGUCCCGUGGACACCUCUUGCAGCCGACCUUGCAGGCGCUGGAAGCAAUACCACGGCCCACUCCUUGCAUCCGUCGCUGCCAGCGGCUCCCUCCUCCUCGGCUCUCCGGUCUUCGGGAACGAGCUCAGUGGCUUCCACGCUUCCACUGCAGGCAGCGGCCCUCCAGGUCCUUCUUCGCAGCGGCGAACUGGGCCUGCCGCCACCCAUGGCUGUGUGCAACUCACUGGUGAAGAAGGUGGUGAGAUCGGUGAAGUCCAGGGCGGAGAGUGUAGAGAAUGUGGAGCCGGUGAGGACGGAGCACUGUGCGAAUGAUCAUACCAUCUACCUGCUGCUCGGACAGGGCUGUGCCCGUGAAUCGUGA